Molecule: messenger RNA, 348 nt
Organism: Ilex paraguariensis (yerba mate)
Lineage: Eukaryota; Viridiplantae; Streptophyta; Magnoliopsida; Aquifoliales; Aquifoliaceae
Source: the annotation of a GenBank genome assembly
AUGGUAGAGAUGACUUCAUCCAAGAUGAUCUCAAGUUCUUUCACUCUCUGUCUUGUCAAAGCGACACAAUCCUGCACCCAGCAAGCCUUCUCAUUAGCAGCUGUUAUUUACCAAACAGUAUCAUUUGUAUACUUUGACAUCACAUACACCAUACUGGGGGUUGAUGCCUGGACAAGAAAAAAGACACAAAACAGUAUUUGUAUAUUUAACGGAAUGGUGGUUGUUAACUUAAUCAAAAGACCCUCAGUUUCUAUGGGAGUUGAUGCUAAAAAAAAAAGUUUGAUGGAUAAGAAAAAAAAACACAAAACAACUUUUGUAUAUUUGACGGACCGGUGGUUGUUAACUUAG